Molecule: messenger RNA, 1081 nt
Organism: Orbicella faveolata
Lineage: Eukaryota; Metazoa; Cnidaria; Anthozoa; Scleractinia; Merulinidae
Molecular function (GO): protein binding; ATP hydrolysis activity
Source: RefSeq, a predicted model, not a curated record
GGUAAGGAUACAAAAAUUAAAUUACAGGCUGAUUAUACGGCCUGCUUAUAAAUUUUAAAAUGGACUAUAUUAUUUUGAUUGGCACUGGAACAUUGGUUUGGGUAGAAUAGUAAGAAAACUAAAUAAACAAGCUGAGUAGAUAGAAAAAAAAAUAAUGUGCUUUUCCUUGGAUGCAACAUGCAUAAUCGAAGGGGAAAAAAUGAGGAAACACCACAAGUUGUAAACCAUUAGGAUUUAAGAUCUCAGUUUUAACAAGGGGUUACAUUGCUGGGGUAGAAAACUUUCAGGCAUUUUGAGCAACCACUUUUUCAUUUUCAGAAUUCGCAAGGACCAUUUGAUAUCUCAUUUGAGGGUAAUCUUUCAGAAGAUAUGGCUUCAGGAACUGUUGAAUUUGUAAGCUUAGAGAGUGUCCCAGUAUGGAACGUUGAUGGCCGCCUAUAUGGAAAGGCUAUUCCAACCUCGCAAAGACCAGGAGUUUUCAAAGUGAAGGUGUACUCGAAUGAUAACAGCUUUCUGGGCGAGACAGAAAUUGAGUAUUUAGAUUUAAUAGACGAAGUGCUUGCACAGGCAAUGAAGAGCCGAGCUAUUAUGCGGAAGUUCUUGGCAGUCCUCUAUCGGAGCCUGCAAGAAGAUUCAGGAGGAAUUAUAGGCAACACACAAGGAUCUUCAAAAUUUGGUAUGUUAACCCUUUCAGGAGUGCACUUCUUGUAUGAUGUACAUUGUCAUAUGACACUAUAGUUACCAGAGCUUAGUGCAGAGUGCACUAUUGGGAUGACAUCCACUAAAGCACUAUGGCAAUAAGGCUCCAACGUGUAGACUUCACUGUUUGUUCACUUCAUUAAUUUCAAUUAAUUAAUUAGGCUUGCAGCAAGGGGGAUGGGAUGGGGUAGGUACUUGUGAGCACUACAUAAAACGUCUAGUACCUACGCUACAUCUUUGAUUACUUCACAAAACUAUAUAUUUGUCUCAGAAAACCCCUUGCUUUCUUUGUGGUACUUUUCACUUUAGAACAAAACCAAUAUUUGGUCUAAAUGCAUGUGCUGAUUAAUAAGCAUUAGCGCAAAUACAUAUUAGGUGUAAG